This is a messenger RNA of Callithrix jacchus (white-tufted-ear marmoset), 1807 nucleotides long. The record is from RefSeq and is a predicted model, not a curated record. Lineage: Eukaryota; Metazoa; Chordata; Mammalia; Primates; Cebidae.
AUGGCAGUGCCCAUCUGCUCCUCCCCGCUCACUCAGGUCUGCUGCUCGGGACGUCUCUGGGGACGGCGAGGGAGGUUCUUGCUGAAGAGGGGCUCCUGGGGCAGCAUGGUAAUCCCGGGACCUUUCUCCUCAUUGUUGGCCUUGGCCCCAACGGCGGCAGCGGGGCCUAGGAGGCAGGCAGCAGGAAGACCACCAGAUAAGGAAUCCUGGAGGAUGCUACGCUGGCAGCAGUUGCUGAUGCUCCCACAAGCAGCGAUUCUCCGCGCUCAGCUCCGUCCAGCCGCCGCUCCAGCUUGCCGAUGCUGUGGCGCUGGUACACCUUGCGGGCGCCGCCUCUUCCAUUGCCAUCAGGUGCCUUGUGCGCGAACCUUGCCGGCCAAACCGUUAACGUCUGGCGUCCUUUGUGCCCGCUCCUCUCCUUCCAGUACCUGUCAGACGCCUCUUCUACCCUGCGCCCUCCCCCGCCGCCAUUGCUCGCAGGUGCCUCGCGCAUAUUUUGAUGUUCCCGCCCCGCCACCUACUCCGCAUUGUCAACGGGUGCCUGGCGCCCAUACCUUGUCUCGAGAAUCCCUUAAGGUCGCCCUUCCGCGCAGAUAUGGUACUCGUGCCUGUCUUUUCACGUGCCCCACUCACUCAGGUUUGAACGUUGCAUUUCCUGGCAACAGGAGAAUGCUCCCUUCCCCUUUGGUCAGUUGGUAUCAGACAAGAGGACGCUCAGAGCCAGCUCUUGAGAGUUCAAGCAACAGAAAAUAUCCCACUGCUCCCAGGAGCGGUUACCAGGGCACUCUCUGCCGUUUAUCCCUGUCCCGGUCCCGUCCCGGAGCCGAGGACCCUCCAGUAGGACUCAGUCGCCUUGAGCCUGCUGCCCACAUCCCUCACUUCACUUUGCUCGUGGGAUCUCUCCGUUGCUCCUGCCCCUGGACGGAGUGGCAAGCCAUCCUACCAGGACAGGGCCAUGACCCCAGAGGAUGAAGCAGCAGCAUUUAUUCAAGAUACAACAGUGAGGGGAUCCCGUCACAUUCCAGUCUCCCCGGAGAGGGCACAUCUUGAGAAGUGAUCCAGGAGACAUGUAAGUUCCUAAAACCACUCUCUUCACUCUGUCCCCCAGGACCUGGCCCAGACUCUGAGAUACAUUUGCUUGGCGUGCCCUUGGGUGGCUGCAUAAAAAUCCACAGUUUAGGGCCAGUCUGGGGCUUCCAGACCUAGCCGGGUUGUCCCCAGGCCACCUGUCCUUCUGCUUUGUCUCACUGUCCCUUGGAAGAUGGCCUGAUGUUUAGGGCUGGCCCAAGGACACCUCAGGAAGGUUUGGUUCCCACUCUACAAUGAUCUGAUUAUCCAGAGGUUUUAGAGAUAUCUAUCUGCCUUCUGGAGAUGAACAGGGGCCUUAAGACUUUGGUUGAGAACAGGAUGCUCUGUCUCUUACUGUCUGGGGCAGGGAUGGCCUCCAGCUGCAGGAAGUACAGCAGCACCUGGACCUGCCAGAAAGAGUGGGAAAGAGGAGAGAGGCUCAGAGGGUGCUCACAGAUGGCGAUCUUUAGCCCCCAAGUCCGGCUCAGGUGCUGGGUCCUCUGCUGCUGCCAUGAAGCCUUUACAGUGAGACAGGAGGUGGGGGUGUGGAUGUGGACAAGGCAUGACUCGGGGGGUUACUUUAGAGGUGCACAGGGCCUUGCUCUGUCACCCAGACUGGAGUACAGUGGCUCCAUCAUGGAUCACUGCAGCCUCUAACUGCUAGGCUCAAGCCAUCCUCCCGUGUCAGCCUCCCCAGUAGCUAGGACUAAUUUUUCCUUUUCUCUUUUCUAGAGAUGGG